AUGAGUAUACUAAGUAAUUUAUCAUGGAAUUUCGUUGAUGUAUUUAUUAUCGCUAUAAGUAUGGCUCUUACAGAUCAAUUUCGACAGUUGAAUCGCAGAAUUGAUUUUUUCAAAGAAAAAGUAUGGCCCUUUCCCAGUACGAUUCACACCUGCUAUUUCUUUUUUUCUUUUGGAUUUUUAAUUUCAAGGGUUUUAACAGUUUCUAUGAGUGCUGCAAGUAUUCACGACGAAUCACUUUUACCUGCUUACACCUUGUAUAGUAUUUCCAGCAAAAGUUACUCAUCGGAGAUAGCUAGUACUAUAAUUACUUAUGUAAUAGUUUUGACACAAAUAUACUCCAAUCAGAUAGAGAAGCUGAAGCCCAAUAUUACGACUUCUGAAAACCUUGAGGGAGUUCUACCGGUAACAGAACUAACUACGAGAAUUGAAUAA
This is a messenger RNA of Copidosoma floridanum, 432 nucleotides long. Its product is annotated as gustatory receptor for sugar taste 64f-like. Gene Ontology annotation, biological process: sensory perception of sweet taste; detection of chemical stimulus involved in sensory perception of taste. Gene Ontology annotation, cellular component: membrane. Lineage: Eukaryota; Metazoa; Arthropoda; Insecta; Hymenoptera; Encyrtidae. Gene Ontology annotation, molecular function: sweet taste receptor activity. The record is from RefSeq and is a predicted model, not a curated record.